CAGGGGAGUCCACUCGAGAGCGCCUCCUGUCGUCCGUAAGGCUGCCCUGCCAUUCCUCGGCACCCCAACUCCCCCGCCCCCCCAUCGCCGCCUCCUCCUCCAUCCUCCAGUUCAAAAUGGCGACGGCGGCGGCAGCGGCGGCGGCGAUGGCUCCUCCGGGUUGCCCGGGUUCGUGCCCCAACUUCGCCGUAGUCUGCUCCUUCUUGGAGCGCUAUGGGCCGCUGCUAGACCUGCCGGAGUUGCCGUUCCCCGAGCUGGAGCGGGUGUUGCAGGCGCCGCCGCCGGACGUCGGCAACGGAGAAGUACCAAAAGAAUUGGUGGAGCUCCAUUUGAAGUUGAUGAGGAAGAUUGGAAAAUCUGUUACAGCAGACAGAUGGGAAAAAUACUUGAUCAAGAUAUGCCAAGAAUUUAACAGUACAUGGGCAUGGGAGAUGGAGAAGAAAGGAUAUCUUGAAAUGAGUGUUGAAUGUAAACUAGCACUCUUAAAGUAUCUCUGUGAGUGUCAGUUUGAUGACAAUCUUAAAUUCAAGAAUAUUAUUAAUGAGGAAGAUGCUGAUACUAUGCGUCUCCAGCCAAUUGGGCGAGACAAAGAUGGCCUUAUGUACUGGUACCAGUUGGAUCAAGAUCAUAAUGUCAGAAUGUACAUAGAAGAACAAGAUGAUCAAGAUGGUUCUUCAUGGAAAUGCAUUGUCAGAAAUCGAAACGAGUUGGCUGAGACUCUUGCACUCCUCAAAGCACAAAUUGAUCCUGUACUAUUGAAAAACUCUAGCCAGCAGGACAUCUCUUCCCGGGAAAGUCCCAUCUUAGAGGACGAGGAGACUAAAAAAGAAGAAGAAACACCUAAACAAGAGGAACAAAAGGAAAAUGAAAAGACAAAAGGUGAAGCUCGGCUAGUAGAUUCAGUAAAUUGUUCUACAGCCAGUGUUCUAGAAGAGACUACUAUGAAAGUUGAAAAAGAAGAUCAAAAGGAACUUGUGAAACUGCCAGUAAUAGUGAAGGUAGAAAAAACUUUGCCAGAAAUCGAGGAAAAAAAGAUUGUCAAAGAAGAAAGUGAUUCUUUCAAGGAAAAUGUCAAACCCAUUAAAGUUGAAGUGAAGGAAUGUAGAGCAGAUCCCAAAGAUGUCAAAGGUAGCAUGGAGAAACUGGUGGUACAGGAACCCGAGAGGCUAGAGUUUAGUGGCAAUAUCAGAUCUUCUCAAGAAAUUACAGAGAAAUCUACUGAAGAAACUGAGAAACUUAAAAAUGACCAGCAAGCCAAGAUUCCACUAAAAAAACGAGAAAUUAAACUGAGUGAUGAUUUUGACAGUCCAGUCAAAGGACCUUUAUGUAAAUCAGUUACUCCAACAAAAGAGUUUUUAAAAGAUGAAGUAAAACAAGAGGAAGAGACUUGUAAAAGGAUCUCUACCAUUACUACUUUGAGUCAUGAAGGGAGACUAAUGGUAAAUGGAGAAGUUGGUGAUGAAAAGAUAACUCCAACUUUGAAGACAGAACAAAUAGAGACAAAGUUUUAUGAUACAAAGGAAGAUGUCUACAAUAGCCCUUCUAAGGAUAGAAGUGUCAUCAUGGAGGGGAAUGGAGCAGAAUGCUUAAAUUCUGUCAUAACGAGUUUAAAAAUAAGUGAGCUUGAGAAAGAAGUCCUUUUAGGAAAGGUUGUAGAUAGUUCAGUCUCAGUCUUAGAGACCCACAGUCAAAAAGGGCAGUUAGAGGAACCUGGUCCUCCAGAAAUGGAAACUUCUCUUGAGUCUUCUGAGAUAGUAAAGGAUCUCUCUUUAAAAACUGCUUUAUCUGUCACUGAAUCCUGUACCAUGAAAUUAGAAGAGAAGUCCCCCAAAAGUAAGAAGGAUAAGAGUCCACCAAUCCUAGAAUGUCUUGAAAAAUUAGAGAAGUCCAAAAAGACUUUUCUUGAUAAAGACUCACAAAGAUUGAGUCCCAUACCAGAAGAAGUUCCAAAGAGUACUCUAGGAUCAGAACCACCAAGUCCUCCUGAUGCAUCUGAAACUUUCCCACCAACUAAAAUGACUAGGCAUUGUGAAAAACCAGACUUAGAAAAAGAAGGAAUAGAGUGUCAGAGUACAAGUUCUUUUGAAGGUCAGUUCCUGGAAAAAGUAGACCCAGAAAUUCUUAAAAGGGAUUCUGAGUCCAAGAAAGUAGAAAUGGAUAAUCUAGACAAUGAGGAUCCUUCUGAAACAAAGGGUUCUGUGCAAAAAAGCAAAUUUAAAUAUAAGUUGGUUCCUGAAGAAGAAACAACUGCCUCAGAAAAUACAGAGAUAACCUCUGAAAGGCAGAAAGAAGGCAUCAAAUUAACAAUUAGGAUAUCUAGUCGGAAGAAGAAGCCAGAUUGUCCUGCCCAAAUUCCAGAACCAGAAAGCAAGCAAGAGAAGACAGAAAAAGAAGAAGAGAAAACAAAUGUGGGCCCUACUUUAAGGAGGUCUCCAAGAAUAUCUAGACCUACAGCAAAAGUGGCUGAGAUCAGAGAUCAGAAAGCUGAUAAAAAAAGAGGGGAAGGAGAAGAUGAAGUGGAAGAAGAGUCAGCAGCCUUGCAAAAAACAGACAAAAAAGAAAAUUUGAAAAAACUGGAGAAGGAUACAAACUCUAAAGGAGGCAAGGUAAAACCCAAAGGCAAAGUUCGGUGGACUGGUUCUCGAACACGAGGCAGGUGGAAAUAUUCCAGUAAUGAUGAAAGUGACGGGUCUGACAGUGAAAAAUCAUCCGCAGCUUCAGAAGAGGAAGAAGAAAAGGAAAGUGAAGAAGCCAUCAUAGCAGACGAUGAUGAACCAUGCAAAAAAUGUGGCCUUCCUAAUCAUCCUGAACUAAUUCUUCUGUGUGAUUCUUGUGACAGUGGAUACCACACGGCCUGCCUCCGCCCUCCUUUGAUGAUCAUCCCUGAUGGAGAAUGGUUCUGCCCCCCUUGCCAACAUAAACUGUUAUGUGAAAAAUUAGAGGAACAGUUGCAAGAUUUGGAUGUUGCCUUAAAGAAGAAGGAGCGUGCUGAACGAAGGAAAGAACGCUUGGUGUACGUGGGUAUCAGUAUUGAAAACAUCAUUCCUCCACAAGAGCCAGAUUUUUCUGAAGAUCAAGAAGAAAAGAAAAAAGAUUCAAAAAAAUCAAAAGCAAACUUGCUUGAAAGGAGGUCAACAAGAACACGGAAGUGUAUAAGUUACAGAUUUGAUGAGUUUGAUGAAGCAAUUGAUGAAGCUAUAGAAGAUGAUAUCAAAGAGGCUGAUGGAGGAGGAGUUGGCCGAGGAAAAGAUAUCUCCACCAUCACAGGUCACCGUGGGAAAGACAUCUCUACUAUUUUGGAUGAAGAAAGAAAGGAAAAUAAACGACCCCAGAGGGCAGCUGCUGCUCGACGAAAGAAACGCCGGCGACUAAAUGAUCUGGACAGUGAUAGCAACCUGGAUGAAGAAGAGAGUGAAGAUGAAUUCAAGAUCAGUGAUGGAUCUCAAGAUGAAUUUGUUGUAUCUGAUGAAAACCCAGAUGAAAGUGAAGAAGAUCCACCAUCUAAUGAUGACAGCGACACUGAUUUCUGUAGUCGUAGAUUGAGGCGACACCCUUCCCGACCAAUGAGGCAAAGUAGGCGUUUGCGAAGAAAGACCCCAAAGAAAAAGUACUCUGAUGACGACGAAGAGGAGGAGUCUGAAGAUAAUAGUAGAGACUCUGAAAGUGACUUUAGCGAUGAUUUUAGUGAUGAUUUUGUAGAAACUCGGCGAAGGCGGUCAAGGAGGAACCAGAAAAGACAAAUUAACUACAAAGAAGAUUCAGAAAGUGAUGGUUCCCAAAAGAGUUUAAGACGUGGCAAAGAAAUAAGGCGUGUUCACAAGCGUAGACUUUCCAGCUCAGAGAGUGAAGAGAGCUAUAUGUCCAAGAACUCGGAAGAUGAUGAGCUAGCUAAAGAAUCAAAGCGGUCAGUUCGAAAGCGGGGCCGAAGCACAGAUGAGUAUUCAGAAGCAGAUGAGGAGGAGGAAGAGGAAGGCAAACCAUCCCGAAAACGACUACAUCGGAUUGAGACAGACGAGGAGAGCUGUGACAACACUCAUGGAGAUUCAGAUCAGCGUGCCCAUGAUGGUCAGCCCAGGGUCCUGCCCUCAGAGCAGGAGAGCACCAAGAAGCCCUACCGGAUAGAAAGCGAUGAGGAAGAGGACUUUGAAAAUGUAGGCAAAGUGGGGAGCCCAUUGGACUAUAGUUUAGUGGACUUACCUUCCACCAAUGGACAGAGUCCUGGCAAAGCCAUUGAGAACUUGAUUGGCAAGCCAGCUGAGAAACCUCAGACCCCCAAGGACAGCAGCACAGCCAGUGCAAGCCUAGCCCCCAAUGGGACGAGUGGUGGGCAAGAGGCAGGGGCACCAGAGGAGGAAGAAGAUGAGCUUUUGAGAGUGACUGACCUUGUUGAUUAUGUCUGUAACAGUGAACAGUUAUAAGACUUUUUUUUUUUCCAUUUUUGUGCUAAUUUAUUCCACGGUAGCUCUCACACCAGCGGGCCAGUUAUUAAAAGCUGUUUAAUUUUUCCUAGAAAACUCCACUACAGAUUGACUUUUUAGAAGAAAACAAUUUCAUCAUACCCUGAAGUCUUUCUGUGAAGUGACCAGAUUUGAACUUUGAAGAUAAAUAAUUGCUGUAAAUUUCUUUUUAUUUUCUUUUUCCAAGUUCAUGGUCCUUGGUAAUUUCAUUCAUGGAAAAAAUCUUAUAAUAACAACAAAGAUUUGUAUAUUUUUGCCUUUAUAUUUCCUGAGCUCUCCUAACUUUGUGAAAAGGGUGGAUAAGAAUGCAUUCCAAAUCUAUAAGGGCCCAAAACAGAAUUUAGGGGUGGGAGAAAGCACUUGUGCUUUAGCUUUUCAUAUUAAAUAUAUAUUAUAUUUAAACAUACAUGGCAUAGAUGAUGAUUAACAGACCUUUUAAAAGUUCAACUCUGUACUGUUGCAGUUUGAGAAAUAUAGAUAAUGUCAUACAUGAAUCAUUUAGUAAUAGCCUUCGUAAAAUCAACUUGUUUACUAUUGGAGUUACCACACUUUAAAUAAAGAAGAGACCGUGAAAGUAACAUCAUUUAAAAAAAAAAAAAAUUACCCUAAGUUUCUGUUAAAGCGGAGUUUCUUAUUUAAAAAAGAAAACUCAUCUGAAAAGCAUUUGCACAGUAAAAUGUAUAAUGAAGCUUUGACAACCAGAUUGUGCUAGCAACAGAUUUUUUAAAAAAUAGCUUUAUCCAUUGGUAACAAGGUGGCCUCUGUCUCAAGGAGAUUUAGUAAAAUAAAUGUGGUCUUUCCUAAGACCCAGCUGGACUUUGCCAAUAGUAUAACUCCUGCCCUCUGGCCACUUGAUGUUUUAAAUAUCUGAAACAUCAUUUUGAAAAAAAUAUAUGUAUAUGUAACACAUGUGAAGAGAUGCUAAGCUGACAAUGGUAUUUUAGCACAUUUGAAGAGUGGGAAAGGAUUUUCAGGUGAAUUUUAACUGGUCUAUUCUUGCCCUUAGUAUCUACUUCAAAUUGAAGUCUACAAACAAAGCAGUUCCUUUGGGAGGUUUUUGAGUUUUGGUGUGUGUAUGUGUGAGUGUGUGUAUGUGUGUGUGUAUGUAUGUGCAUCUACCUGUGUGUGUGUUGGAUUUCCUAUCUGCCUGGAUAUAUUAGCAGGUUUGAAUGUAGUUUUGGCCUUUGGCCAUUAGACUUCUAUUAAAAUUCAUUAAUAGUCACACGGCCAACAUAAAGUUGAUUGAGAACCGCCGAUAUACCUAAUAGGCAUGAUAUCCAUUUUAAACAUCUCAACACUUUCUAAAGAAAGACAAGCCCUUUGUUUCAAGAAAAGGCAGUGUUUAACUAAAUAACAUAAUUGACACUAAAAUAUGAAUUUUAUCUUAGUCUCUGUUACAGCUGUAAAUUUUCAGGCAGAGCCCUAACAUUGUACAGAAUGUAGCAUUUGUGAUUAAACUUUGCUAUCACAUUCUGAAACCUUCAAUCAGUACUUCUGUGAGUACUUUUGCCCUGGGAUUUGGGUUUUUCUGUUCCAGUGUUGUGUCUGUUGCCGGCAAUGGACACAUCAUAUCUGCUGCUGGCCCACGGAACUUCAGUUUUCUUUCCAAGUUAUGCACUAUAUGUGCUAGUCAGUGUAUAGUAAAGCACUUCUUCUUUUUUUUUUUUUUUUUUUUUAAUUACUAAAAGCUGGCAUAGACUUGCAUUACAAAUACCUCUCUAGAAACUUUGUACUUCUACUUUUCCUCCCACAACAGGUGUUACCCUUAAAUCUUAUCUUUUGGCCUUGAAAGUUUAUAGCUGUUGCUUUUCAGUUGAGUUUUUGUUUCACCUUAGUUCUGUAGUAGCUGCCCAUUAAUAUUUUUGCCUUGAUUCUAGUAAUGUAUAUGUAACCAUAUAAAAAAUAAAAUAAUGAAAGCAGCCUAAAAAUAGGAUGCAACAAUAGCAUGUGGUUCCAAGUAAAUUGUGAUUUUAUUUUGAGACACUUGUUCCACUGGAAGGGAGGGAAGGGCUUACAUUCCCAGGCAGUAAAGCAGGGCUAGAAUGGAGCCACACUCACUUGCAAAACCUUCUUUCCUAGCUAUGUUUGCUUUAUUUAUUUGAAAGUUAGCUAACAAGUUUAAUCUUUUUAACUUUCUAAAAUAGGCAGGCAGGAAGAUUCCUACUAGUGGUGCAAGGUAAGUGGCUUGACAUAUAUAUAGGUGGCCUUUUCUGCCACUCAGUCACCUACUGUUUUAGUCCUGCAGCCAGGUAAAGCCACUAUGAUAUAGAAACUCUCCCUUGUGCCCUAUCUCUACCUCUGGACACAACAGCUCCUCCUUCUACCUAUUAGUCCUAUUCCUCAGUUACGCACAGCUGAUCAGUCGUAUUAAUGGGUAGAUAAUUUAACAGGAUGUCUAUUGUGAAAUAAGGAGUUUUUUUUACCCUUUCAUUAUAUAAAGCCCAAGGUAAUUUUUAUACUAAAGACUGAGUAUUCCACUUAGCAAAUGUCCCACUGACAUAGGUUAUGAAACCACUUGUGCUGCCUGAUAUUUAUCAAACUUGAAUAACUGUGUGUCAACUUGAUACUGAGUGUCUCCCUUCUAAUCUUAUAUUUUGAUUAAUUAUAGCUCAUCUACCAAGAAUAUAAUCCAGGCAGCUAAUAAACACAAAUUAUUACUCUGCAGACUGAUUAUAGAUGAUUAAAUUUUGAACAGUUCUGCUGCUUGGCUUUGGGUUUUGUUUUUUUGUUUUUUUAGUACUGAGGAUUAAACCCAGGGCCUCAAGCAUGGUAGACAUUUGUGCUCCACCACUAAGCUGUAAGUUCCCAGUCUUGCUUCAUGUUUAGAUUCAGCCCCUCAGAAAUACUUACAAUAAAGAUAUUCUGAAGAAGGUUCUUAAAAAUUCUAGGAAAAAGUGUUUUGUAAAAAACACAAUAUAGUCAUUUGCAACUGGAGAAAAUAAAGGAAAGCAGUAAUUUUUAUAGUAUAGACUAUCUAGGAUCAUUCUUAAAGAGCUAUCCAUGGAUUAGAUUCACAAUAGCUGCUGUAUCAUAAGCCCUUUAAUAAUUUAAGCCCCCAAUUUUUUUGAAAUACAACUUGGGCUCCCAUUAUCAAACUCUGGUCUAUGGCAAAUGUAUUAAGACUAGUUUCGUAUUCAGAAGGUUUACUACAAUUUCUGCAAUUUUUCAUAGUGUAGAAGCUUUGAGUUGAAUACUGUAUGAAGAGGACAAAGUCUGGUUUUGCAACAUUUAUGCUGAUAAAAUAGUGUUUGGUAUAAAAACAAUGUCCAUUGUUGGCACAUUACUGGAAAAUGAUGGCAGAUAUUUUAAAGAGAAUACAAGAUAAGGCUGGAUUUCCUUGAUACCCAUUUUCAUUUGCUCAAGGUUGCAGAUUCAGAGGAGUUUCAUUGAGAACAAAUUCAAGUUAUUGGUAAUCUCCUUUUAAAAAAGUGAUCUGCCACAAAACCAAAAAGUUGAAAUGGUAAUGAAGUUGUUGAAAAAAACAUUUUUUAAACACAUUAAUUUUAAAGACUAUUACACAUAUCCAGAUUUCACCGUUUGGAGGAUAGCCCAUUUUAUCAUAUACAUUUUUUUKGGGGGGGGGUACCAGGAAUUGAACUCAAGAGGCACUCAAACACUGAGCCAC
Messenger RNA from Urocitellus parryii (Arctic ground squirrel), 8082 nucleotides. It is a transcript of the gene Rsf1, whose product is annotated as remodeling and spacing factor 1. Gene Ontology annotation, molecular function: histone binding. Gene Ontology annotation, cellular component: RSF complex. Gene Ontology annotation, biological process: negative regulation of DNA-templated transcription. The record is from RefSeq and is a predicted model, not a curated record. NCBI's taxonomy places the organism in Eukaryota, Metazoa, Chordata, Mammalia, Rodentia, Sciuridae.